Messenger RNA from Suncus etruscus (white-toothed pygmy shrew), 576 nucleotides. RefSeq names its product testis expressed 37 (gene SPMIP9). NCBI's taxonomy places the organism in Eukaryota, Metazoa, Chordata, Mammalia, Eulipotyphla, Soricidae. The record is from RefSeq and is a predicted model, not a curated record. Bases 1 to 576 code for a protein of 191 amino acids. Gene Ontology annotation, cellular component: cytoplasm. The transcript is spliced from 3 exons.
AUGAAACAGAACAAGUCCAAACCAGUUCAAAAUGCUCUUGUGGAUUUAACAAUAUACCAAAGCUCCUACAUGAAUGACUUUCAGCCCUAUGGGGACUACAAAUACAUUAGGAUGGAUCCGAAAGAGAAAGAGAAGCUGGACAGGCAGCUCCGGGAGAAACAGCUCUACAGGCCGGUGGUGAGCCCAUACCCCAAGCUGAGCCAGGGCUACUCCGCCUUCAAGGGAAUACACAUGACCGCGAGGGACCUGGGCCCAAACGGGUUCUUCAGGCAGCAAGCUCAGUCUGUCCAGGAGAAACCCCAGGAGGAGGCCCAGAAGGGGGCCGAGGGCAGGGUCCCCUGCCCCUGCCCCUGUCUGUACCCGAGGUCCUAUGGGCUCAGUCUGGCUCGCACAGGCCUUGAGCACCCACUCUACCAGGUGGCCAACUUGCCCUGCCUUAUAGAGCCCGAACGCCAGCCGGCUCCCCACAUUGGGAAGGGCUACUUCCUCAUGCCUGGCUGCCUCUGUCCUUUCCACCACAAGAUCAAGUACCCCAUCUUGAGCCGGUGGGGACCCCUGCUGCCCUAUUAUCAGUAG